AUGCCCUUCCCCUUCGCUCUCCCAACUACCAGCUCAGUGCUCUUAUCAGACUUCUUUGACAGCGUAACACACCCAUCGCUGCCAUUGACCGCGACCACUCGGCGCAGUGUACUGAAAGAUGCAUUGAAGAAGCACAAACGGCUGUCGCCCCAGCAGCGGGACAGCAACUUGCCAACCGUACAAGAUGCAGCGACCAGCUACGUUCCCUAUCUACUCGCGCUCAAUACAGGAUCCGGAUAUCGAGAUGUUGGACCUGAGAAACUGGACGUGGAAGUGAAGCAACCGGUCGAGGUGGAAUGGCGGAGCACGCUUUCUGUUGCUCUCCCCGGCCGUGAGCCUCCACGGCCCAAGCUGGUGGGCCUUCAUCACGAGAUUGCUUUCACGUUGUCCACGCUGGCAUACACGCAUUCGCUGCUUGCCAGAUCACAGUUGCGGAUUCUGUAUGGCACCGCGACACUUUCUGCAGACCAGCGAGCGAGUACGAUUGCCGGUGCGAUGAAGCAUUUGCUUGAGGCGCAUAGCAUUCACAACUACUUGCUUUCUCUGCCAUCAAUAUCGGCGGCUAAGGACGCACCGAUCGACAUCCAGCCAUCUACGGUUUCUGCGCUGGCGUCACUGGCACUGGCUGAGGCUACGAUUAUUGUGGUGGCCAAAGACGAUCCUUACACGGCGGCUGUUGCGGAAGACAGGAAUGACAGUAACAAAGACUGGAUGUUCAAGGCUCCCACGAUUCCAAAAGUCAGGGCUCACUUGUUUGCGCGAAUAUGUCUUGCCGCGGCAGAGCAUGCAACCAACGCCAGUGGGCUUCUGGCACGAAGUGGUACCGGACGGAUCGACGAGGACUUGGUCAAGUACGCAAACGACCUUAGGCGCACCGCACGAGGCAAGGCAGCACGCUUCCUGGCUAUCGAUACUGAGCUUUCUGGAAAGACUGGCGAAGGUCUGGCAUGGCUCAAGGGUGCGAGAAAGGAGCUUGGAUUGUCCGUGGAACUCGACGACGGCAAACGGAAAGGCUUCAAAGGCCUCAAGCAGAGCUGGCAGGAACGGCGUGAGGACCGCAAGAUCGAAAAGUGUGGUGAGUGGGGCAUGGACGGUGGUCGUUACGAAGAAGCCAGAGUCGUGGAAAUGCUGGAGGGCAAAUGGGACAAGGAGAACAGCACGAUGAACAUCCAGCUGGUGCCUCCGUUUGAGCCUCUGAUUGCCAGCAUGCCUUCUGGAAGAGAGUACCACUCGCCACAACCGUACAAUCCGCCCACACUUUCUCCCGAUGUCUUUGCCAGCAUGCGAGCACCGCCAGAACCUGAGGAAGCGGUGUUUAGAGGCGAGGAGGAGGACAGCGGUGGUGAAGAUGGCUUUGCUGGAAGGAGCGAACCGGUUGGUGCUUUCCCAGGCACUGCUGAGGAGUACGGACGGAGUACACCCAGCACCAGUUACUACUGA
Zasmidium cellare ATCC 36951 is the source of this 1440-nucleotide messenger RNA. RefSeq lists its product as uncharacterized. NCBI's taxonomy places the organism in Eukaryota, Fungi, Ascomycota, Dothideomycetes, Mycosphaerellales, Mycosphaerellaceae. The record is from RefSeq and is a predicted model, not a curated record. Gene Ontology annotation, biological process: cellular response to pH. Gene Ontology annotation, cellular component: plasma membrane. The transcript has a single exon. The coding region runs from base 1 to 1440 and encodes 479 amino acids.